Molecule: messenger RNA, 1050 nt
Organism: Lichtheimia ornata
Lineage: Eukaryota; Fungi; Mucoromycota; Mucoromycetes; Mucorales; Lichtheimiaceae
Exons: 6
Coding region: 1-1050 (349 amino acids)
Source: RefSeq, a predicted model, not a curated record
AUGGCAACAAAAGAAUCAAAGAUGCAAUACGUUCGCUUUGGCAACACGGGAUUACGUGUGUCCAAGAUAGCACUGGGCUGUAUGUCGUAUGGGUCUUCUCAGUGGCAAAGUUGGGUCAAGGAUGAAGAGGAGUCGUUGGCCAUGAUUGAAAGGGCGUACAAAGCUGGCAUCAACUUUUUUGAUACAGCCGACGGAUAUUCAAACGGCGAAAGUGAGCGUAUUCUCGGCAAAGCCAUUAAACAAUGCAACAUGGAUCGUAGCCGGAUCGUGGUGGCCACCAAAGUCUUUUUCCCUGUAGCCGAUCAAGUGGGCAUCAACUUGUUGGGUGGACAUAAUUAUGCCCAAGACCCUGUGUUGGCAAACCAAUAUGGAUUGUCACGCAAGCAUAUCUUUGAUGCUGUAGAGGCAUCCCUUAAGCGCUUACAAUUGGACUAUAUCGAUUUGUACCAGAUUCAUCGGUUGGAUCCAGAUACACCUAUGGAAGAAACCAUGUCCGCUUUGAAUGAUCUUGUUAGAAUGGGCAAGGUGCGUUACAUUGGUGCAAGCUCCAUGUAUGCCUGGCAGUUUCAAAAGAUGAACAACAUUGCCGAAAAGAAUGGAUGGGCUCGUUUUGUCAGCAUGCAAAACAUGUAUAAUUUAAUAUACCGUGAAGAGGAACGAGAAAUGAUGCCUUAUUGUGCAGAUCAGGGUAUUGCUGUGAUCCCAUGGUCUCCAUUAGCCCGAGGUUUAUUGACUGGCAAGAAUCGACAAUCAACACGAUCCUCUACUGAUCGUGCUAUCAAACGUUUCUUUGAUCAAGCAACGGAAGCCAAUAACGAUGCGAUUGUCGAUCGAGUGGUACAAAUUGCCGAAAAUAAGGGACUUGCCCCGGCACAUGUUGCGUUGGCAUGGGUGCUUUCAAAACCAUUUAUUACAGCACCUAUUGUAGGGAUCACGAAGGAUGGUCAUUUGGAAGAUGCCAUUGCAUCCCUUGAAGUUGAAUUGACACAAGAGGAGAUUGAGUCUCUUGAAGCAUUGUACAUGCCAAGAAGCGUACAUUCAAUGAAUUAA